AUGACAUCUGAUAAUAACUCUGUGACUAGUGAAGACUUAAAAAACAUUCAUAGCGAAUUGUCUAAUGUAAUAUCAGCUGAUGUGGUAACUGCAAAUUCUAGACUCAUAUUCAUCUUAGCUACUACGCUUAUUGUGAUCUACCUAGGAUUGAUCUCUUCCGUUGGGGUACCUCUUAAUGUAGAGGAAGGAUUAGCCAACGCCGAAUUUAUUGAUUUGCCGAUAGAUGAUGACAUACCUAACUCUGGUGACGCACAGGAAACCGCGGAACAACCAGACAUGGACAAAUCCAACGAAUCGGAAAGGGAAAGUGAAAGUUAUUCUGACGAAAAUUAG
Molecule: messenger RNA, 333 nt
Organism: Plasmodium fragile
Lineage: Eukaryota; Apicomplexa; Aconoidasida; Haemosporida; Plasmodiidae
Exons: 2
Coding region: 1-333 (110 amino acids)
Source: RefSeq, a predicted model, not a curated record